Messenger RNA from Medioppia subpectinata, 900 nucleotides. NCBI's taxonomy places the organism in Eukaryota, Metazoa, Arthropoda, Arachnida, Sarcoptiformes, Oppiidae. The record is from the annotation of a GenBank genome assembly.
AUGAAAAGUGGGACAUCGAUACCAAACCUCUCAUGGAAUUGGAAACCAUUUACGAAAUCUGUGGAAACGGCAGAUAUCAGUGAAGACAAAGUCCGUACCCAUCGAUCCAAUUCACAGAAACGACAAAACAAUCCUUUGGAUGAAAUAUCAGAAGAUUCUUAUAAAACGAUAUGUUUGGGAGAUAUGUCGACAAUGAAGAGUCCAAUGUAUCAUAACAUCACUUUAUCUCAAACCCAACACUGGAUGCGUCUCGAAGAGGCUAUUCUCGAGAUAUUUGAGAGAUCGGGUCCAUUGCUGUUGAGAUCGGGCUCUUUGGUCAGCAUUCAUGAACACGUCAGACAUUUGUUGGACUCUAAUAUCGGAUCAUUUGUUUACGACCGCUAUAACAGACAUAUACUGAAGAAAGGGAUGGCAAUUCUUCGCCAGAAACUGGUCCUAAAGGCAAACUUAAUUGACGGCUUGUGUGACAUUUGGGUUCAAUUUUAUUCAAACAUUUUGCCCGCUUUGGACUCAAUUCUGUAUAGAGUUAAGGCUAAGUGCGGACUAACCGUAAGGCAGACAACACUUAUUGCAUUCAGAGAUGAAAUGAUUUUCGAAACGAGUUUUGAGGACAAACUCAAAGAUUUAAGCGUAUAUGAAUGCUAUCCUCCGUCCAAAAACAAGAUCCACAUCGAGUUAUUAACGGCUCUGACAAUCAGCCCAUAUAUGGGGUAUAAAGGCUUGUAUUUAGAGCACGAUAUCAGCGAAGUCGCCGUCCCGUCGAGAGAGCCUCAUCUGAACGCCAAACGCAAAUCCAUAGAUCUAUUAUCGCGUUCAUUGUCUCGACCCCUAACUAUGCAACCAAAACAAUUGGAAACUCUUAAAGAGUUGUUUGCGACGGCCAUCAAGAAAAUCAACUAA